AUGUCUUCCGGCGCAGGGAGAGAGGCCGUCUUCCCCACGCGGCAGGCGUUGGGCCAGAUGAAUGCGAAGUUGAAGGGGGCUCAGACUGGCCACAGCUUAUUGAAAAGGAAGAGCGAGGCGUUGACAAAGCGGUUUCGAGAUAUCCUCAAGAGAAUCGACGAAGCGAAACGGAAGAUGGGACGAGUCAUGCAGAUUGCCGCAUUCUCGCUCGCUGAAGUGUCCUACGCCGUCGGCGGAGAUAUUGGCUACCAGAUCCAGGAAUCCGUCAAGACGGCCCGGUUCAGGAUCAAGACCAAGCAAGAGAACGUGUCAGGUGUCUUUCUCCCGCAGUUUGAGGGAUACACAAAGGAGGAGAUCAACGAUUUCGGCUUGACCGGUUUGGGCAAGGGAGGUCAGCAAGUGCAAAGAUGUCGAGAGACCUAUUCCCGCGCGGUCGAGACACUAGUUGAGCUGGCGAGCUUACAGACGGCAUUCAUGAUUCUCGACGAAGUCAUCAAGGUUGUGAACCGAAGAGUCAAUGCCAUUGAACAUGUCAUCAUUCCCCGAACUGAAAACACCAUCAAGUACAUCAACUCCGAGCUUGACGAGCUUGACCGAGAAGAAUUCUACAGAUUGAAGAAAGUGUCGGGCAAGAAACAACGUGAUCAAGCCGCCGCGGACGCCGAGCUUCUGCGACAGAGGCAAGCGGGUAAGAACAAGCCAGAACAGGAGGAUGGCGCCCAGCCGCAGGAUGUGCUCGGCGAGCAUGAGGAUGAGGAUGUUAUUUUCUGA
Molecule: messenger RNA, 771 nt
Organism: Fonsecaea erecta
Lineage: Eukaryota; Fungi; Ascomycota; Eurotiomycetes; Chaetothyriales; Herpotrichiellaceae
Product: V-type proton ATPase subunit D
Exons: 6
Coding region: 1-771 (256 amino acids)
Biological process (GO): vacuolar acidification
Cellular component (GO): fungal-type vacuole membrane; vacuolar proton-transporting V-type ATPase complex
Molecular function (GO): proton-transporting ATPase activity, rotational mechanism
Source: RefSeq, a predicted model, not a curated record